This is a messenger RNA of Brassica oleracea var. oleracea, 499 nucleotides long. Its product is annotated as 60S ribosomal protein L37a-2. The record is from RefSeq and is a predicted model, not a curated record. Gene Ontology annotation, molecular function: structural constituent of ribosome. Bases 55 to 333 code for a protein of 92 amino acids. NCBI's taxonomy places the organism in Eukaryota, Viridiplantae, Streptophyta, Magnoliopsida, Brassicales, Brassicaceae. Gene Ontology annotation, biological process: translation. The transcript has 4 exons. Gene Ontology annotation, cellular component: ribosome.
AGUAGUCUCUAGGGUUUUCACAUAAUCGGCGUCUUCUCCGGAUUCGAAUUCGAAAUGGCGAAGAGAACCAAGAAGGUCGGAAUCGUCGGCAAGUACGGAACUCGUUAUGGAGCGAGUAUCAGGAAGCAGAUUAAGAAGAUGGAGGUGAGCCAGCACAGCAAGUACUUCUGUGAGUUCUGCGGCAAGUAUGGAGUCAAGCGAAAGGCUGUUGGUAUCUGGGGAUGCAAGGAUUGCGGCAAGGUCAAGGCUGGUGGUGCUUACACCAUGAACACUGCUAGUGCCGUCACCGUUAGAAGCACAAUCAGGAGGUUGAGGGAGCAGAUCGAGGGUUAAAUCUUACUAUGCUUUGUCAUAAUUUUGCUUUGUUUUGACGAUUGUGUUUUGGAGUACCAUGUUUUUGAUUCGAGACGUUGUUACAUUUAGCCGUGAAUCAAUUAUUCCGUGACAGUUGUUUUCUGAAUUACUAUUUGAUUACGACUUGACCUUAAUUUUCUACUUA